GGAACCGGAGCACAGGAGCGGCCGAGCGGCAGAGACAAGAAACUAGUAUUUCACGAUCCACGCUCCCGGGAAUAAGACGAUCGACAAGUUCGAGCCAUUGGUACACCAAACUCCAAUGGAGUUGAGAUCAGGGCAUAGCCUGCGUUCCUCCCAGCAGCAGAGAGAGGACCGCAUCAGCGCCCUCCCUGACGACCUGCUCAUCCUCGUUCUAGCUGGCCUACGCUGCACCGCCGCCGCCGCGCGCACCGGUGUCCUCUCCCGCCGGUGGCGCGGCCUCUGGACCGGGCUCCACCAGAUCGUCUUCUGCGAUGUCGCGUUGGCUUCUCUCGAAGCAGCCCUCGGCAGCAUCGACUGUCCCGCGGUUUCCCUCGUUGAAAUCCGCGUCCCACAGAGGCAGAUCCCAGAGGAUCGCUGGCCCGACCCCGCUGUCGUCGAUUCGCUGCUGCGCGCCGCCGCUCGUCUCGCACCUGAGAAGUUCGUCUUCCACCUCCAGUGCAUCUCGACCAAUGCCGAACUGCCAUGCUUCUACCGCGCCACCUCGAUCGUGCUGGACUCGCGCAUCUUAUUCCUCCGGGUGCCGACCGGAGUCGAGUUUCCCGUGCUGGAGACGCUGUCCCUCUCAGGCUGCCUUGUCAACCUUGAUACCUUGCUCUCCCGCUGCCCGCGCCUGCGCAUGUUCAGGCUGAAGAUAAAGUGUCUUUGGUCUCGCAAACAAGACCUCACUGUCCACUCGGCGUCGCUGCAGGAGCUUGUCGUGCAAGACCAGGCAUCAUGGAUACAGCAUGUCCACAUUCUUGCCCCCUCGCUUAAGCAACUGACCAUAUCCUUAAUGGCCUCGAACUCGGAGGUCACCAUCUCUGUUUUGGCACCAAUGUUGGAGAAGGUCUCCUGGUACUGCCGUUAUACCGGCUGGUAUGUUGCCUUUGGUCUUUGGCGGCUCGAGCAGCUGAGGCUGCAGACGGCAGAGAGACAAGGACAACUCCCUUCGCUGCACAUUCAUGCGUGCACCCGUUCCCGUAUUUUACACGGAGAAGCAGUCAAGUUUACGCGGGAGAUAGAGAAGCAUAUGGUUGUUGCCUUCUCUGUUUUGGAGCUAUAUCUCAAAACAAGCGGGCAUGUUUAUGGAGCAUUGGUUUUUCAUCUCUUUGGGAUAGACCGAAUUCGUAAUGAUAUGCAGAGGCUUAAGAUCUUCCUACAGAAAUCGAUGGUGGAAGAUAGAUGCCCACCAGAUUGUCCUUGUGUUCCCACAAAUUGGAGAUCCCAGACUAUCUUCUUGACUGCUCUUGAAGAAGUGGAGAUCCACCGAUUCGAAGGAGGCGAACAUGAGAUUGAUUUCUUAAAACUGAUAUUCGAAUGUGCGCCAAUGCUUACACGAAUGAAUGUGAAGCUAUCACAUAAGGCCUCUGCAACUUCAAGUAACAACGGAUGCACAAAAAUAUACAACAUCUUCGGGGCCUAUCCUUCUGUGGAAUCAUGUGUUUUAUCUUAAACCCCCAUGUGCUCAUCCAUUCACAUGAUGAGAACGCCUUAAAAUUUGAUUCGGUUUCUGGAAGUUGUCUGUUUGGUGCAAGCUUUCAAAAGAGCCAUUGUUUUAGCAGUACACUGGAGCUGUAGGCUAGUUAUAUUCAAUUGUCUU
This is a messenger RNA of Triticum aestivum (bread wheat), 1636 nucleotides long. RefSeq lists its product as uncharacterized. The transcript has 3 exons. NCBI's taxonomy places the organism in Eukaryota, Viridiplantae, Streptophyta, Magnoliopsida, Poales, Poaceae. The record is from RefSeq and is a predicted model, not a curated record. Gene Ontology annotation, molecular function: protein binding. Bases 116 to 1489 code for a protein of 457 amino acids.